Messenger RNA from Gryllus bimaculatus (two-spotted cricket), 3695 nucleotides. The record is from the annotation of a GenBank genome assembly. NCBI's taxonomy places the organism in Eukaryota, Metazoa, Arthropoda, Insecta, Orthoptera, Gryllidae.
AUGGUUGCGGGUUCCUGCCCGGAACCUAUGUAUUUUAAUGUGGAUGUGAACAUGGCUGAUGAAAACUUCCAAGAUCUGUUACCGCAUGAAAAUUAUGUUAAAUCACUGGAAUCAAAACCGGAAGAUAAUGUGGAGAUCAAAAUAUCACAAAAUGUUUUAGACACAGAUCAGUUGGUGUGUAUAUCAAAGUCUGAUGGCGAGGGUUCAAUAGAUAUUACAAGCUCUACUAACCCCUCUUUAUUUGUCAGUUCCUCAAAUGUUUCAGAAUCAAGUAUUGGACUUGUUUCUGAUGCAUUGAAUAAUGUAAAUAAUGAAGAUUCUGAUUCCAAAUUUGUUGGAAGAAAUGAAUCUAAUGGUUAUGCUAUAAUUCAUCAAUUUGGAAAUCCGGCUGCUGAAAAUGUAGAUGAUGAUUGCUACGUAGUUGCUAGUUUUAAAACGAGUACUCCUAUCAAAAAUACAAAUCAUGAAACAGACAAAGGGGAACAGAGUGGUGUUUCCUUGGUUGAAUGUGUGGAUUUAACACAAGAUGAACCAGAAGAAACUAAGUUUCAGGAUUCCCUUGCCAAUGAAUUUACCAAAGAUACUAGAUUAUGUAUACUCCUUGAUGUGAUUCCUGAUGCUGAUCCUGACUUCUUAAUGAGGAAGGUAAAUGAAUUUAAGACUGAUGAUGAUUUGCAGUUAUUUGUUUUGAAUGCUUUGGAGACACAAAGCUAUCCUAAAAUUAGCACCGUUGAGAAUAUCCUUUCUAAUGAAACUACCAAAAUUGUUGGAAGGACAACUGACUUACUGAAUGAAGAUAUUUCAAGAUAUAACUUUGACCAACCUUUAGAUUACUCUACUUCCCAGAAGAGAGCCCUUACAGAUGACAAUACUUCAGAUUUUGCUGAUGUGAAUUCUACCAUUUCUAAUUCAUCAGGUAGGAGAGAAAAUAUAUUUGGCCCAACAGUUAUGAAAAUUGAAGCAACUGUUUCUAAAGUUUCACAGAUGAUUUCUUCCUUCGGUGCAGCACAUACAUCCAGAACUCAAGAACUACUGUAUCCUAGUUAUCCGUUACCUGCUAUGAAUAUGCAAUAUCUUUCUCUUCAGAGGGAUAUUCAGCCUAGAAUCACUUCAAUGGGUGCUAAACCUCACACUGUUACUUCUCAAGAAGCUUCUAAUGAUCGUACUGCAUCUAACAUUCCACAAACCGUUACAUCUCAUGCACAAGUUAGGUAUCCAGGAUUUCCAGUACAAGAUUUAAGGGUUUCACAGCCAGGUGUUGAAAGAUUAGGAACUCCCCGUUCAACGUACAUUCCAACUCAUAAUUUUAUUCCUUUCACCCAGACUGAAAACAACACAUCUGCUAAUACAGCUGUCAAUGUUCCUGCUCAACCAGUUCCCCCUCCACAGAUUAUAGCGCCCGUCACUCGUGCACCUCAUGCUACUUUGAAUACUUUUCUUCCACCUAGGCCAGUGGGUGCUCAUAUGUGGACACCUUUGAACAUUAACAUUUUUAAUCCUAUAGACAUCAAUAAUGCUGCCAGAGUUUAUCAAGAAUACAGAAGACAUCGUAGAAAUCACCUUUUCAACGUCCCUCAUUAUUUGGCGCAUGGUAUGAUAGAAGACUUGGUAGGUUCUUUGAGCGAUUUCCCCAAAGCAAAAGAUGAAAAUCCAAGAUUUAAAUUGCUUUCAGAUAUCUUGAUCUGGGCAGAUCCAAAGUUUUUAAGAAGUGAAGCAAAUAAAUUAAAAAGUGAUGAUGAUGUUGAGAAGUUUCUUAUUCGUGCCAUUGCAAAUGAAAAAUUAUGGAAUAAAUGUGUUGUUGCUACAAAUUCUGCUCCAAAAAUUUUACCUGGGUCAGCAUCAGAUAAUAAAUAUAAAAUUUUGUUAGAAUUACUUCCUGAUGCUAACCCAACCUUUUUAAAGCAGGAAUGUGCCAAACUUACAAAUGACGAAGAAGUGCAUGAAUUUGCUAUGCGACUUGGUCGUGAACAAACCUAUCCAAAGCGUAGAAGUAAAAAUGUUUCUAAAAGUAAAGGCAUUAAAAGAAAGCAUGAUGAAAUUAGUGAGCCAGAAACUGUUGACCCGAAGUAUCAAACUUUGUUAGAUAUGUUACCAGAUGCAGAUCCAGAAUUUUUGUUGCAAGAAAGUAAAGUACUGGAAAACCCAGAUGACCUUCAAAAAUUUGUUUUGAAAGCUGUAGAAGAAAAAACUUACCCCAAACGUGACCAGUUCUUGGAAAGGCAGGAAUAUCAAAAACAGUGGAAAAAGUAUAUUGAAGAAUUCAAUAUUAAAGAAUUUCUGAAAGUCAUUCCUAAUCCUGUGAAAUUUUUUUAUAUUGACAAAGUGAAUUCCAAGACCCCUUUGAAUAUGCCUGGAAAAUUUCUUCAGCAUCGCUACAGACGUAAAUGUACUCAUAAUUUUGGUAAUUUCUUCAACGCAGCAAAACAUAAUCUUACUAAAACUUGUGAUAUUUUGGAUGUGCAUUAUCAAACGAAACCAAGGAAAUACGCUGCCUGGGAUCAAAAAACUAUGUUCUCUACUUCUAUUUUACAAGAGAUUGCAUUCAUCCAGAACAAAAAGGAAAUAGCACAUUAUCUCCUUUUUAAAGAAGAAAUGAAAUUAGAAGCUUAUGAGAAGGGAAAAACUGAAGGAACAUUACUGGAAUGUAGUUGUUGCUAUGAAGAUAAACUCUCUGAAGACAUGACGUUGUGCUUGGCGGGUCACAUGUACUGUCUCAACUGUAUCAAGCGUGGAUCCGAAGUAGUUAUUGGUAAUGGUGGAACUAGAUUCCCAUGUUAUUCUGAAGGCUGCAAAGAAGAAUUCUCAUUUGAUAUUUUGAAAACAGUUUUGAACCCAGAGGUUUUUUCUCGCUUGCUUAUUCGUAAACAAUACGAAGAAGUAAAUGCAGCUGGUAUUCCUGGACUAGAAACGUGCAGUUUUUGUGAAUUUUGUUCCAUUCCACCUGCUGAAGAUAAACUGUUUCGUUGUUUAAAUCCUACAUGUAUGAAAGUAACUUGCAGAUCGUGCAAGAAGGUUGAUCAUCUCCCACUCUCAUGCGAAGAGUUUACCCAGAAGGAGACCAGGCAAAAAAUGCAGUCAUAUGUAGAGGAUAAAAUGACUGAAGCUCUUGUAAGGACUUGUUGGCAGUGUGGCACAAAGUUUGUCAAAGAAAAUGGUUGUAAUAUGAUGCAGUGCAAAUGUGGUGCUAAAAUGUGCUACUUCUGUAGACAACCUGUUGAAAAUUAUCAUCACUUCAGUGGGGGAAGGUGUGGUCAGUUUUUGGAUACUACUCGCUCAUGAUUGAGGCUGCCUGUGAUUAAAGUUGGAAAAAGAGGCUAAACAGGAAAUCGAAGCUGCAAAUCCAGGGAGUUUACCUCAUGACCAACAGUAUAUGCUGCUAAGCAGCCAGAGCGCCAAGAAAUUAUGAUGAUUAUUUCUAGUGUGAUGAAUUUGAAUUGUUUGAUAAGAGACCUAUUUUUAUACACAUUUGAACAAUCCUUCAUAUUACAUUCAAUAAUUUCUCUUUUACUUGAUUGAAUGAGCCAAAGGAAGGUAUUAAUCAAUUUGUUCAUGUUUUCAAUAAUUAUCAUUUUAAUUUUUAUUGAAUUAUAUAUGUUAUGUGGAAUUCCAGUAGUUCCAUAUUAUUGAUGUAUUAGGAAAUGUUCCUUUGUCAUUAUGUACACCUACCAAUAAACUGAAUCAGUUUCCAAUGCAAA